Molecule: messenger RNA, 1584 nt
Organism: Dissoconium aciculare CBS 342.82
Lineage: Eukaryota; Fungi; Ascomycota; Dothideomycetes; Mycosphaerellales; Dissoconiaceae
Product: CoA-transferase family III
Exons: 3
Coding region: 1-1584 (527 amino acids)
Molecular function (GO): catalytic activity
Source: RefSeq, a predicted model, not a curated record
AUGGAUUUACCAUCCGAAAUCAAGACCUCGCAUCGCAUCACACUCGCACUCCUAGACGAAAUUCUAGAGGACUUUGGACUCGAUCGUAAACAUGGCCUGUCAUCGAUCAAGCUGAUCGGCUCAUUGCCAUCGAACACUGAGACCAAGAGCGAUGAUAUCAUCAUGUCACUGAUAGGAGCUAUUCCAUCUCUGGCGAACGCAAUAAUCGCGACGCAGAUCUUUGAAGCCAGAGGAGGUGCGCCUCAGAGUAUUGAAAUCGACCUUCGCAGAGCGCAUAACUAUCUUGAUCCAGAUAUCGGAAUGACUCCUACACUCAAUGAUCAAGAGAUCACUCUGGAUGUCGUUGCCGGGAAUCCGUUCAUAUCAGGGAUAUAUGAGACGGCUGAUAGCCGUCACGUGGUUCCCUCAGCCGUGUAUGUCGAUCUUGUCUACCGCUGGAGCACAUUCUUGCAAUGUGCAGUGAACUCGGAAGACGUUGCGAGAGCUAUCAAGGGCUGGACGUCGCGAGAUCUCGAGAGUGCGGCCGAAGCUGCGGGCUUACCGCUCGCCGUCGUCCAGUCUACAGAAUCAUGGGCGUCGACAGACCAGGGCAAGCAUCUAUCAAACCUUCCAAUUGUGCCAAUCCGCAAGAUUGGGACAUCCCCAUCAUCUUCACUCCCUGACCAACCGAGUCGACCAUUGGAAGGAAUUAAAGUCCUAUGCUUGACACACGCAAUCGCAGGCCCCUCAGCCGGACGAACACUCGCAGAACAUGGAGCUUCCGUGCUUCAGAUCAUGUACACACACGGCUACGAACAUCCCUUCGUCUACACAUAUGCAAAUCUAGGAUGCGCCUCUUCGCGUUUGAAUCUGAACCGUGAUAGCGAUCGGAGUCACAUGUGGAGACUCGUACGAGAAGCCCACGUGUGGAUCGAUUCCUAUCGCGGUGGAGCACUGGCCAAAUUCGGCUUCACAGAUGGAAAGCUCCACGAGAUCAAUCCGAGUUUGAUCAUUUCCCAUGUUCGACUCUAUGGAACGACGGGUCCAUGGUCGGAGAAAGCGGGAUUCGAUAUGCAAGGCUCUGCUUCGUCGGGUAUGAUGGCUCUGUGUGGUCAGGGACCUCGGAAUCCUGCCUGGCCGCCGGGACAGGUCAUCAAUGACUACACCACCGGAUACUAUGGAGCACUAGCUAUCCAAGCAGCCAUUCUUCGACAAAUGAAGGAAGGUGGCGGGUAUGUCUUGAGCCCGUCCUUGACGGGCACUGCAAUGUCCAUCGUGAAGUAUUUCAGGACUUCGAGAUUUCCUGAGCUUGCUCAUAUCCAAGGCGGCAAACUACCGCCGCAGGAGCUCACCAUGACGACAGGAUUGGGAGUCCUCAAGACUUUGCAGCCGCUUCCAGUUCUGACAGGUACUCCACUUCAGUACAGCAAGUCGUUAUCUGCUAUGGGCUCGGAUUUGCCUCUGUUCCCGGGUGGUACGAUGACAUAUGAUAUCGCGGCCGUACAGCCUUCCAAGAAGGAGGAUGUAUUGCGUGCUUUCAAGAGUGCAAACGAGAAGAAGACUCGAGAGCUGAAGGACAUCUCCGCGAGGUGGACUUUAGCCUAG